UCGGUAUCUACAAAUACCCAUGGGGGGUCUCCCACUUUCAUCCGAUGUGUUUGUUCCCUACUCCUCUUAGUCUUUUCUUGUCGAGUCGUCGGGUUACCAAAUCCCCCCCCCUUCGGUCCUUCGUUUUUAGACGUUCGCUAGUUGGCUGCAGCUGGGCGUAUUGGUACGCGACUCAUCAACAAUGGUUCGAAGCAGCUUCCUGUUGCCGCUGCUCGCCAGCGCGGCGAGCUUCUUCUCAGUCGAAGCGAAAAUAGCGGGAGCGACGAAGCACAUUCCCGGAUCGUACAUUGUGGAAUUUGAAGAUUUGCAGGACUCGGCGGAAUUCUUUAACCACAUUGGCGCGAAGGCGAAAACGCGUAUGAAUCUAGAUUAUAAGUUGUUUAAGGGUGUGUCAAUUCAAUUCGAUGAUAUUCAUACCGCCGAGGAGGAAGCCGCGAAACUCAAUUCCCUCUCCAGCGUCAAACAAGUAUGGCCGAAUCGAAUGUAUUCUCUCCCAAAAGAUGAAGUUGUUUGGACGGGGCGAAACGGUGGAGAAGCCUAUAUGAAGAAUGUCAAGAGACAACUCGGGAAUGACACUUUUAACCCACACUUGAUGACUCAAGUGGACAAGCUUCGAGCGAAGGGCAUUACCGGGAAGGGGAUCAAGAUUGGUAUCAUUGACUCAGGUGUUGAUUACACCCAUCCAGCUUUGGGCGGCUGCUUCGGUGAAGCCGACUGUCUAUUCACGUACGGCACUGACAUCGUUGGCGAUGAUUAUACCGGCGAGAAUACUCCAAAGCCCGAUCCCGAUCCGUAUGAUGGCUGUGGAGGACACGGUACUCACGUCUCAGGUAUUAUCGCAGCUCAAGCGAACGAGCUCGGUUUCACAGGCGCGGCGCCUGGCGUCACCCUUGGAAUGUUCAGGGUUUUCGGCUGUACUGGUAGCGCAUCUAACGAUGUCUUGAUUGACGCCUACAUGCAAGCAUUCGAGGCCGGGUCGAACAUUAUUACAGCAUCGAUUGGAGGCUCUUCCGGCUGGAGCGAGGAUCCAUGGUCCGUUGCUGUAUCCCGUAUCGUUGAAGCCGGUGUCCCGUGCACGGUCUCGGCUGGCAACGAUGGCGCAACAGGUCUAUUCUACGCUAGCACGGCUUCCAACGGAAAGAGGGUCACAUCAAUUGCUUCUAUUGAUGCUGAGGUUACUCCGUUGCUUCUCACCGAUUCAUUUUUCGCGAUCAACAACGGCACCCAACAGCAAUUUGGCUACGCUCUCGGAGAGCCAGGCGAGUGGGCUAAUGUCAGUCUUCCACUCUGGGCACCUUCAUACGAUAUCACAGAUACAGCUCAGGCCUGUGCGCCAUUCCCUGAUGAUACUCCUAACUUAUCCGGAUAUAUCGUAUUGAUUCGUCGUGGCACUUGUACCUUCGUAGAGAAAGCGACCAAUGCCGCUGCAUUCGGUGCUAAGUACGUCUUGUUCUAUAAUAAUGUCGAAGUCGGAGCUAUUGGCCCCGCUACCACAGGUGUGCCCGACGUCGCAGGUACUGGUAUGGUAAUUGCUUCUCAAGGUGAAGCGUGGGCCGCGGCUUUGAAGAAUGGGUCCAAGAUUGUCCUGAAUAUGCUUGACCCCGAAACGGCACCUGUCAGCUUGACGUACCAGAAUAAUUCGGCUACUGGUGGAUUUGCCAGCUCUUACACCAGCUGGAACCCUACCUUUGAGUUGGAUGUUAAGCCGCAGCUGGCUUCUCCUGGAGGAAACAUUCUCUCGACCUACCCGAUACCACUUGGUACCUAUGCCGUUCUUUCCGGUACUUCGAUGGCGUGUCCAUUAGUGGCUGCUAUCUUUGCCCUCGUUUCGAAUGUCCGUGGCACAUUGGAUCCCGCUACCAUCGAGAACCUGCUGUCAGCAACGGCAAACCCGCAAUUUUUGAAUGACGGGAACCAAACCUUCACAACUCUCGCUCCCAUAUCGCAAAUCGGUGCUGGUAUAGUUCAGGCAUAUGACGCUGCGUACGCGACCACAUUAUUAAGCAAGUCUAGUCUCGCAUUCAAUGACACGGACCACUUCGUCGAUACAUUGAACUUCACCAUCACGAACCUAGGCGACGAAGACGUCACGUACGAGCUUGGCAGCGUCGGCGCUUCAACGGGCUAUACAUUCACCGACUCUAUAUACCCAGAGCCCUUCCCUGGACUUGAGUUGACGGAUGAAUACGCCAAAGUCACCCUGAGUGAGUCUACGGUUACCAUUGCAGCCGGGGAUGAAGCCAUUAUCUCAGUGACAAUCGUUCCUCCCGCUCUCAAUGCGUCGCGACUGCCAGUCUACUCCGGUUAUAUCACCUUGAACGGUACCAAUGGCGAUAGUCUGUCACUCCCAUACAAUGGUGCAGUUGGUAGCUUGCACGACACGCGGGUCCUCGACGUGGGCUACCUCUCGCUUUCGUCAGACCAAGAACUCAACCCCGUCAAGGCUAACACGUCAUUUGUGCUACCCAGGGGCAAUACGACGCUCAACACGACAUACCCGGUAGCCGUAGCACUGUUAGCCUUUGGUUCGCCACGGAUCAAUAUCAAGGUAGUAUCGCUUAGCAGUAAUGCCGACCCCAGUGAAGAUGUCUCUAGACAUAUCUUCGGUUCGCCGUAUCGAUAUGCGUCCCGCGAUCCCCUAUUCCUAGAAUGGGAUGGUAGAUUAUCAGAUGGUACUUUGGCACCAGCAGGCUCGUACAAGCUGCAAUUUGAGGCGUUGCACAUCUUUGGUGAUGCUGCUAACCUAGAUGAGUACGACACUGAUGAGUCCGUGCCAUUUUCGAUCCGCUACGUGUAAGGUAGUCUUAAGGAGAUGGUAUGCCUGUAUAGUAGCGAAAAGAAGAAGCAAUGAGCAAAAUGUAUGCAUCGUUAUGGAUUAGCAAAAUUAGUAAAUGAAUAAGAUAUAUGUUUCUUAUACACAGUUAGCGGAACUCUUCUUAACAUCUCAGAGUCUAUAAAUCCUUAUACCGACAAUUACGAAAC
Hypoxylon trugodes is the source of this 2982-nucleotide messenger RNA. RefSeq names its product subtilisin-like protein. Gene Ontology annotation, cellular component: cytosol; membrane; cell wall. Lineage: Eukaryota; Fungi; Ascomycota; Sordariomycetes; Xylariales; Hypoxylaceae. The transcript has 5 exons. Bases 182 to 2797 code for a protein of 871 amino acids. The record is from RefSeq and is a predicted model, not a curated record. Gene Ontology annotation, molecular function: tripeptidyl-peptidase activity; serine-type endopeptidase activity. Gene Ontology annotation, biological process: proteolysis.